Phytophthora sojae is the source of this 405-nucleotide messenger RNA. RefSeq lists its product as hypothetical. The record is from RefSeq and is a predicted model, not a curated record. Lineage: Eukaryota; Oomycota; Peronosporomycetes; Peronosporales; Peronosporaceae. The transcript is spliced from 2 exons. The annotation marks the transcript as partial.
UGGAAAGGCAAGCUACUCACGCACGUGGCCCAAUUGGAUUUGGAGGCCGAGAACAAGCUACUCGAAGCCGGUGACCCGGACCCGAAGGUCUGCAUGAGGGACUUCUUGGAGUCCACGCCGCCAUGUCUUACGGAUGCAGACGCGGACGCAGCCAUGAGGCAUGUCCUCAACUCGACCCUCCCAAACUCGUUUCUCUCGUCCCUACCGGACGAGCUGCGAAACAUGGAAGUGUGUCUCAUUUGGCAGCAUCUCGAACGGAAGUUUGCGAAUGGUGAUGCUGGAGGAUUGGUAGCGUGGUCGAAUCGGUGGACUCAGAUUCUGAACUCGAAUUGGAAAGACACCAUGACCCUGUUCUCACUGCUCAACCAAGCGCGGAACGAGAUGAAUCGGAAGUCGAAGAAGCUC